Messenger RNA from Cydia splendana, 1494 nucleotides. Its product is annotated as 3-oxoacyl-[acyl-carrier-protein] reductase FabG-like. The coding region runs from base 70 to 828 and encodes 252 amino acids. NCBI's taxonomy places the organism in Eukaryota, Metazoa, Arthropoda, Insecta, Lepidoptera, Tortricidae. The transcript has a single exon. The record is from RefSeq and is a predicted model, not a curated record.
GUGCUCUCAGUGUCAACCACGAGCCGGUUUGAGAUAGACGUGUGUUAUAGUGUAUAUAUAAAUGAACCAAUGGAAUUUACGGGAAAAGUCGUUAUAGUGACGGGGGCCAGCUCCGGUAUUGGGGCAGUCACCGCAAAAAUGUUCGCCGCCCAUGGAGCCACUCUCACAUUAGUAGGCAGAGACGAAGCAAGACUCCAAGCCGUGGCCAAAGCUUGCGAAGAAGCCAAAGGAAUCAAACCGCUACCAGUACAAUUAGACUUAACUACGGUAAACAGUUGCAUUAUAGUCGCUCAGAAAACUGUGGAAUACUUCGGCCGAAUUGACAUACUAAUCAACUGUGCUGGAAAGAUUGGAUUAACCUCGCUAUUUGACGCAAACAUGGUUACUUUCGACGACCUGUUCGCGAUCAAUCUCCGUGUACCGUAUGAGUUGACUCAAAAGUGUUUACCAUAUUUAGUGAAAACUAAAGGACAUAUAGUGAAUGUGUUCUCAGCUCCUAUCCGGGCGCGGCCAGGUUUUGUGACAGGCAGCAUGAUUGCCGAAGCGUUAGAAAGAUUUACAAAGGUCAGCGCAGUAGAAUUAGCACCGGAGGGAGUUAAGAUGAAUGCAGUAAGACCGGGUUUGACUAGAACCAACAUAUUGAAAAACAUAAAUAUAGAUGAAGAUGAAGCAAACGAUAUGUACGAGGCUCUAGCCGGGAUGGUGCCAAGCAGACAGAUUAUAGAGCCAGAUGAAGUGGCUAAAAUGGUUUUGCUAGCUGCUAGUGAUAUGUUCCCUAAUUUGAAUGCAGCUAAUCUUGUGGUAGAUGGAGGUGCAUCUGUGGCGUAAAAUAACUUAUGAUUCAAUUUGUGGUGUUAUAUAUAUGUUGUUGUGCUUGUGUUUUGAAGAAAUUUGCUAUAAAGUAGAAUAUUUGUAUGGUGUUGUUGAAAGGUGUUGUCGAAUUCUCGAAGAUAGGGUUAUUUGGCUGUGACUUUUAAUAUUUUCGAUAACUAUCUAACGGAAUAGUUCCCAUUAAAAUAAUCUUACGUAUUUUGACAAAAUAACACAUGUAAUAAACCACACGGUUUGGUAAAUCCACGAUUGUAGUUAUCAAACAAAUUAUUAAAAUGUUAUCACAGACAAUAUAAGUUAUCUUCAAAUGUAAUAAAGAUACUGCAGUUUUUGCCUUUAGGUAUGUGAUAGUCGUUAGUUAACGCGCUAGUAGAAUGUUUUUUUUUUUAAUGAACAAUUAUAUUGAAAUACUAAAGAUUGUGAAUCAUUGUUAAUGGCUCAGGAAUAAUAUAUAAGUGACCACAGCAAAACUUUUUUCAUGAUUCUUCCUUGACAAUAAACUUUCUUGGUAGUUGGAAGAAAGAUGGGUUGGUAUGAAAAAAUAAGCCAUGUGCAUAGUUUUGCAAAAACAGCUGCAAAUUAAUCAAACGAAUAAAAAGAUUGCUGCUCUGAAACCGUAACAUAAUAUCAAUUAGUGAAAUGAAUAGGAUAUAUAGAAGUAUU